CGAGCCCUGUUGAUCUUCACAACAUCAUCCACAUGUAGAACGCACUAUUGUAUUUCUUCGGCUUUAAAAAUUCUCCUCUACUACAUGUACUAGUAUUUUAUAACCAAGCAAAUGGCGACCACUCAUUGUUUUCUUUAAUCCUGAUUUUUAGAUCCUGAUUUGCAUAAUUAUUGUUAUUAAGUGAAGCAUCACUUAGGCUACCUUCUUCUUAUCUACAUACCAAAAAUCAUGAUGAUCUGUCGACUAGAUCUUGAGUUGAAUCACUUUGAGUUAUCCAAACAUUUUUUAACAAAUGCCCCUGCAGUUCCAGAAGAAAAUGCUAGGAGGGCCAAACACUUCUUCCUGUACACAACAGCUAACUACCACACAAGAGAUCCUAGCAUGACUACAUCACAAACUAGAGUUCCACGGCCUUUACCAAAUUAUGUUUACCUUACAGCUGACGAAUUAUGUUUCUCAUUGACGAUACAAAUAAGAUCAUUUGCCUAGCUGUUGUGAAUUAUAUCAUGAAUAACAUCUUAUUGUGAUUGUGUUUACAGACAAACAGACACACACACACAGAGACACCCACACGAACACCUCUGAAAACAAUUAACCUUCUGGGCAAAGGUAUUAAUCAUGAGUCACUAGAACACUGUAUGACUGUACUUUCACUUUCACUGUCCAAAUCUGUUGUCCCUAUCAAAAGUUGAUCUGUAAGAAUACCACUGUUUUGUUCUGAAUCAUAUAAGUAAAGAACUCAUAGCCAACACGGUUAGCAAAGCUAAACGCAAUGUUUCCUUAAUAUCAUCAACAAUUUCUUACUUUAUUGAGCGUGUCACAACAAGCAGAGUCGAUCGAACGUUAAAGGUAAAGGUCAGUCUACUUUAAUCGGAACUGGGUGUAGGGGAACUCCAGGGUCCCAAGUUCACUUGCCAUCUUUCUUUCCAAGCGACGCCAAGACUUCAGGUUCUCGAAAGACUUCAGGCCGUUGCAACAACCUAACCGCACACGACAAGUCACAUUAUGAUGGAUGAAGCAUGCAAGUAUCCAAAACAAUGCUCGGAUGAUUUGAGGGCCAAGGCGACCCUAGAGGUAGAGAAAAUCCAUUCGCAGAUGAAGCACAGUUCAAAAGAAGAUUUUCUUGCAUAUGUGUCGUCACUCCUCAGCAAGAUGCAGUGCAUAACAGAAGAUAAAGAGCGCCUUAAAGACGAGAAGAAGGCUCUGGAAGCUAGCCGCGAAAGCAUCAUCAAAGAAAAGGACAAGAACGCCAAGGAAAGAGACGAGGCAGUCGCUGAGAGGGAAAAUGUGAUGAAAGAAAACGAGUCUCUUAAGGAGGAAAACAAAAGCCUGCUCCAAGCCCAACACGAGAUGGAGAAGACGAUGAUACGACACGAGGAAAAAGACAAGCAGGCAAAAUCACAGGCUGACACCAAGAAGGAGCAGUAUGAGCAGCAGAAAGAAUUCUUGAAGAAGACUGAGGAGAGGCUGGAGAAGACUGAGGACAGACUGAAGAAGACUGAGGACAGACUGGAGAAGACCGAGCUGGAAUUGGAGGAAUUCCGCAAGAACCUUAAAGUUAAAGCAGCUGAAGAGGCUCCUUACGUGGCACCAGUCGGCAGUCCCUUCCACGUGGCAGAGGGAGUGGCGAAUGAUUCCUCUAGUUCUAGCGAUGACAGCGAGGAAUACUACGAGACCAUAGAGGGAGAAGAGGAACCUGAAGUGCCGGUGGAAGUACCAGAACCACCACCGCCUCGUUCCACGAGGAACGCACCCCCAGCAAGCAGCAGGGAAAAGGGUAAAAAGAAUGUAAUCAGGAGGCUCUUGCCCAGUGGAAAGAACAAAAGUAUCAAAGUGCAAGGGAACAACAACAUGGUUCACAUAGCAGCGGGUGAUACCAUGGCUGGUUCUCAUGAUAUUGUCAAAAGCGUUUACCAGGUUGUCCAGUCAGCUGACCAGCGUCCAGGCAAUGAAUACACUACAAUGGUUAGCGCAAUGUAAGGAAAGAUACUUAUGAAAAAUGUACAUUAGCACAGGGUUCCAAAUAAUACUGCCGGCACUGUUGCCUUAUUUCUACCACAUACAUGUGCGAGACCUACUCUCCAAUCUUCUUUUGUUGAAGACCCUUGCUUCUUGAUAGAUUUAAUUGUUUCACUCCAGAUCCACGGUUGAUCUGAAUCCUUUUCCUUACCCUUUGCACCUAGCCCAAACGGUUGGUCCCCGAAUUGAAAAACAUUCAUACGUAGCACACCAGGGGCUGGACAUUCCCCCUCGUCCUCGAAAAUGAUUACCCUUCGUUUUUCUAAGACUUUCCCCAUGAUUUGAACAUCUAACACACAGUAACCAACACAGUUAAUAGGAAGAUCAUUUGCUGCCGUUACUUUAGUGUUACAUGUAGCUUAACCAGCUCAACUUGUCUUUUAACUGUUCACCAUUAGUAUUACAUUGUAUUUACAAAAUGAGUGUUAAAACAGCUAUGCAUCGUUGUGGUCAAAUGUUUCUGAUAUAUCUUGCACAUUUUGUAUAUGAAUUAUUUUAAUGUAAUUUCUAUAAGCAAAAUAGAAAUAUGACUAAGCAAAAUUUGAAUUUGAGUAUGCAAAAUGUAUGUGCAUGUAAUGUGAUGUGUAAAUGCGGUUUUGUAACAUUUGUAAAUGUUUUUAUGUCAUCAAGUGCAACUCAACUGUCACAAUUCCAUUUUAAGACUGUC
Molecule: messenger RNA, 2686 nt
Organism: Branchiostoma belcheri (Belcher's lancelet)
Lineage: Eukaryota; Metazoa; Chordata; Leptocardii; Amphioxiformes; Branchiostomatidae
Product: golgin subfamily A member 6-like protein 22
Exons: 2
Coding region: 1006-1980 (324 amino acids)
Source: RefSeq, a predicted model, not a curated record